AUGCAUGUCAUGCUGCUUUCCUGCUGUCUCUUGGUCUUACUCAUGCCCGGUCCGUGUUUUACGGCACCCACAUUUAUGCCGGAGACAGAGAGCACUCCUUCCACAGAACCACAGGUUGACUUGAAGCUGGCCACAGAAUACCUCCAGCAGUACUACAACCUGGAAAAAGAAACCAUGGGGCGCAUGAAGCGGAGCGGGCCCUCCUUCACUUCCAAGGUGAAAGACAUGCAGAUAUUCUUUGGGCUCAAUGCAACAGGCGUGCUGGACUCAGACACGCUGGAGUUAAUGAGGAGCCCUCGGUGUGGCGUUCCAGAUGUGGAGGAUUACAGCCACAUCCAGGGGACACGAUGGAACAAGAAUGUCAUCACCUACAGCAUUGGCAGGUACACCAGAGAUUUGCCUCGCAACACUGUCGACUCGCUGGUUGAGUCAGCUUUCAGUGUUUGGGCCAGAGCCAGCAGUCUGACGUUUGUCAGGUUGCACACCCGCAACGCUGACAUCAUGGUGGAGUUUGCGACCCACGAACAUGGUGACUUGUACCCAUUCGACGGACCCAGAGGCACACUGGCUCAUGCCUUUGGUCCAGGGCUGGGCGUUGGAGGGGACACACACUUUGAUGACGAUGAGCACUGGACAGCAGGACAGACAGGUUUUAGUCUGUUUGUUGUCGCUGCACAUGAAUUUGGCCAUGCUUUGGGCCUGAAGCACUCCAGAAACCCACAGUCUCUGAUGUACCCGACGUACAAAUCCUCUCACUCAGCCAACUUAUUAUCCAACGAGGAUAUAGCAAAUAUCAACGCACUUUACAGUCCAGUUAGAGGUCGUCCGAAUUACUUUCCAAGGCACGGCUGGAGCUCUCAGAAUAACGCCUGGCUGUCGGGAUCGCUGUUCCCUCAGCUCAUGGAGAACAAAUGUGCCAAAGACCUGACCUUUGACGCCGUGUCCACUGUCGGGGAUGCCACCUUCUUUUUCAGAGAAAAGUAUCUCUGGAUUAAACACAACGAGCAAUAUGACAUCAAAGAAGGUCCCAUCACCAACUUUAUGCCCAAAAUUGAAACCAGCAUCGACGCUGCCUUCUGGGUGCCUCGCAGAUCCACUGCUUACCUCAUUCAUGAAUCCAUGUUCUGGACAGUGAAAGGCUCUCUUGUGAAGGGAAAGCCCCGAGCACUCACACACUUUGGAUUUCCAGCCUGGGUGCAGGACGUUGAUGCAGCAGUGCAUGUAGUGAAAACAGGACGCACCCUCUUUUUUAUGCAUGAUAUUUACUGGAGUUACAAUGAAAACCGAAGGGUUAUGGAUUUUGGUUACCCAAAGUACAUCAGCGAGGACUUUCCUGGAGUCAACACAACGAUAAAUGCAGCUUUUUAUAAAGAGGGUUUCAUCUACUUCUUCAUCGGACCACAAGUCCACAAAUACGACUACACCCAAAAACAAGUUGUUGAAGUUGAGAAAGCAAAUUCCUGGCUUGGAUGUUGA
Messenger RNA from Epinephelus moara (kelp grouper), 1476 nucleotides. RefSeq names its product matrix metallopeptidase 20b (enamelysin) (gene mmp20b). The record is from RefSeq and is a predicted model, not a curated record. The transcript is spliced from 10 exons. Gene Ontology annotation, cellular component: extracellular matrix. Gene Ontology annotation, molecular function: metalloendopeptidase activity; zinc ion binding. The coding region runs from base 1 to 1476 and encodes 491 amino acids. Lineage: Eukaryota; Metazoa; Chordata; Actinopteri; Perciformes; Serranidae. Gene Ontology annotation, biological process: amelogenesis; extracellular matrix organization; collagen catabolic process.